AUGGACGAUGAGUAUCCGUUGGUGAUGAACACCUGCGAUCCGGAGGAUGUGAUGCACGAGAAUGGCGAAACGGCCAUGCUUCAGAUGUUGAAGGAACACUUUGAGACGAUCAUGAGGAGGUUUGAUGCUCAAGAUGAACUCCUCAAGACCCUGGCAGAUGCACCCAGAGGCAUUGCUCGGGCGGAGAGGAAGCCCUUUUGGGAGACCUACAUGCCCUCCUUCCGUUCGACCAGAGAUGAUGUGUCCAGCUCAAGGGAAGAUGUCACCCGCCGGUUGGAGCUCCCAGAGAUCGAGCUCAUCGAGCCGCCCGAGCCCUGCGAGCCGGUCUUGUCCAAGGCGCCCGCACGCAAGGGCUCUCAGGACACCUCAGGCGCCCAGUACAACAUGUACCAAGCGCAGAGUGCACACCGGAAGGCCAUGGAUCAACAAGAUCGAUCCAGUCGGGCCCAUGGUGAAGUGAUGACCGAGAACAUGGGCAUGUACUCUGAACUGCACAACUCCCUGGAGCACAAGGUGAAGACUUCUCAACGUCUUGUGGAGAAGCUUCAACACCGAGCACACUCGGUGGAGAACUCCCUGCAACACACCCGGCAGACCUUGGCGAAGCUUGAAGAAGCGCUCAUCGCCAAGGAGGCGCCGUUGACCUUAUGUACCUGGCGCAUGGAGCAGCGGGAACGACGGCCCCUGAGGGAACAGGUGCGCGACACCGCGGAGGUGUGUCUCGAAGUGGAGAAGGCCACCUUGGUGGAUGCCCAGAGGAAACUCAAGGAUUUCAUCAAGAAAACAAAAGCAACCAUCCAUGCUUUGGAGACCAAGCUGGAAGAACUUCGCCAUGAUAUCCAGGUGAAGACUCAGGCCCUCUCGGUGGACGAGCUUUGCCUGCGAACCACCUCGCGGAGUUUGGAGACGGUCUCGGAUCGUUCAACGUUCAUGAGGCCCUCGGGCAGCCCGUCCUAUGCCUCACGCCCGGCCUCACAGGCGCGACGCCGGACGCAGGGCGCCCAGGCGGCGCGGCACGAGGUCUCAGUGCACGAGAGCGCAAGGAACGAGGUCUUGCGACAACAGGAGGCGUUGAGGCUGAAUCAAUCAGCCGUACAUCGCGAGCAAGCCGCCAAGGAGCUCCGGGACGAGGCCGUGAAGCUCAUCCAGCGCACGCAGCGCAGCGCUGAGGAGGCCAUGCAGAAGUCCCAGAAGUCCAUGAAGGAGCGUGUGAACGAGAACCAACAUGUCAGGAGGCGCUUGGAACAAGAACUACGAGAGACUUGCAACCAGAUCAACAUGACCAAGAGCACGAUCCAUGACACCAAGACACAAAUCAAAUCAUUGGAAGAGCCAAUGGAGUUGACUUCCACCUGUGCCUCCUGGCGCAAGCAGCGUGCAGCACGGGAGCACAUUCAAGAUCCAGUGACCACAACAUUGCAGGAGCAUCAGAUGACCUUGUUGAGGUGCCACGAGGAUUUGAGGCAGCAUCAUCAGAAUGAGAAGAGCGUCCUGCAAGACCUCCAGGAGAAGAAGGAGCAGUUGAAGGAGGACUUGCGAGAGAAGACAUGCGCGUUGCACAUCGAUCUCAAUUGCCUCACCCACGAGGCCACGUGCCUCAACGGGAAGCCCAGCCCGGCCAUCAGCCGGCAGCAAUUGCCCAAGGCGAUGAAGGUGCGCGGGUCGACGUUAAAAUGUCCAAAGGCAGCAGAAAUCAAGAAGCUCUUUGAGUACAGGAUUAGCCUCAUGGGAUGGAUUUGGACCAAAGAGCACAAGUGCCGAGGUCAUUCCAAUGAAGACCAGCAGAUGAAGAACGAAGCGCUGUCGGCACAUGCGACGCAUGUGCGGAACAUGUUUCACAAGAAGGACGCGGUGAACGUGGAGAUGUUGGGGAGGGUUCCCUGGCGCCAGCGUUUUCGACGCAUGGUGGAGCAUCCCCUGUUCGAUGUCUUUUUCGCCAUUGUGGUCAUUGUGAAUGCCGUGUUCGUGGGCAUUGAUGUCGAUAGCAGCAUCCCCGAUCCGACAGCUCGGCCUCCAUCACUGGAGUAUGCUCAGUAUACCUUCGCCGCCUUGUUCACCAUGGAGCUGAUCUUUCGAUUUUGCGCGGCAGGUUUCUAUCAGCAGAUGUGUUCGGAAGACUGGAUGUGGACCUUGCUAGAUAUCACCGUGGUCGCCAGUUCACUGGGAGAGAUCGGUGUACGGCUCUUUUAUGCCAUGCAGGAACAGGACGAGGGUGCCAAUAGCUUCAGUGGCAUUUCGAGUUUGAAGGCCUUCCGGAUCAUCCGGCUGACUCGAAUCCUGAAGACAGCGCAGCUGGUGCGGAUCUUCCGCUUCGUCAUGGCCUUGAGGACCUUGGUGCAGUCGGUGCUCCACACACUCAAAGCGUUGAUUUGGGCAAUGAUGCUUCUAUUGCUGAUUGUCUAUGUCUUUGCGGUUCUCUUUGCGCAAACAGUCAACGACCACAAAGUCGACUUUGACAUGUCCACAGAAAGACUACGAGACGCGAGCAUCCGCUAUUUUGGCUCUUUGCCUUAUACGAUGCUGACACUCUUCAUGAGCAUUGCUGGCGGCGUGAGUUGGGAGGAACCCAUUUUCGUCUUGAUCGAGAUCUCCACCUGGUGGACUGGGCUGUACAUAUUUUACAUUGCGUUCACAUACUUCGCGGUCCUCAACGUGGUGACGGCUGUGUUUUGUCAAAGUGCCAUCGAGUCCGCCUCGAACGACCAUGCUACGGUUGUCCAGAACAUGUUGGACAACAAGGAGUCGCACUUGCAAAAGCUUCGAGAGCUUUUCAGUAAACUUGGUGAUGAGUCCACCGGUGCGAUCACCUUCGGGGUCUUCGAGGAGAAGAUUCGGGCGCCGGCGGUGCGCGACUAUUUCGAAACCUUGGGCUUAGAUGUUUGGGACCCCUGGAGCUUCUUCAAGCUCUUGGAUACGGAUGGAGGUAGGCAUCAGCCCACCGUCUUCAUCACCCGCAAAGAUGGGGGUCUAAGCCACGAGACGGGUCUCCCGGGUCGUUCCCCCCUGUGUUUCGUUCGCACAUCAUUUGACAUCAGUACGUCCAAUGGAUUCCAUUUGAUGGUGUUCCAAUUUGCCUUCCCUGGCUUCUCAUCAGCUCGACGGCUUGGCAUGCGCGAUGUGGCUGCGAAGAUGCGCUGGCCGCGCAUCCGCCAAGUACGCGUGGGAGCCGACGAUGAGUAUGCAUCCUUGGACACCGCAGAUUUGCAGGCUCUGGCGCUGGAGCGCGGCUUGCCCGUGCGAUGUGGGGAGCGGAAGGAAGUCUUGCUGCCGCUGCUGCGCGGCUAUGACAUUGGACAACGUGCCGGUAGCUUUCUUCAUGCCCUGAGCGACGAACGUGAUGAGGUCGAGGUGGGCCUUGGCUCCAAGCAGACAACUCCGGUGUCCUCCAUGAGAUCGGUGUUGCAGAAGAUCCGAGAUUCGCCGGGGCACAUGGGCUGCGACAUCGGCGAGUCCUUUGCAAAGAUGGUUAUUGCCUACCAGGAAGGUCAAAGCGAAGAGGACAUGUUUCCAGAGAAAUUUGGAAGCUCCGGACGUUUCUUGCUAAGGAGAUUGAGCAUCUUAGAUGAGAGCUUUUUGCUCACGUUCCUUUCUGGUUCCACUGCGGACUUUGAGGCAGCCGCCGCCCAGCUGGAGCGCACGAGCCGCGAGGGCUGCUUGGGCCUGGCGCAGCUCAGAGCUCCAGCCGCACCAGUCUCACCCAGCAGGCAGUCUGAUGAGAAGUUAGCUGGUUCGGGCACAGCAUAUUGCCGGAUGGCCACCUCCAAAGCAGCCGGCAACUUCGCGCCCCACUUCUGUGAGGUCUUGCAGGUUGAUUUAGAGCCUCUUCAUGAGAUGCGUCCUCUCCUGGAUGGCUUCUUCUUGCUUGCGCAAGGCUCGCACAGCAGAGAGGGCAGCUUGAUGGAUCAAGAGAUCUUCACCAUUGGGGAGGACGGGGGUGUGAUAUCCAGAUCCUGGCCGGAACCAUUGUUUCCCCUGAUCUUGGUGGUCAUGGGCAGCGGCGUGUCGAUCUUGCGGGUGAAUUCUUUCAACCCGGGCGACUACGCACGAAUGGGUGGCACCGGCUGUGGUGGAGGCACCUUCCUAGCCCUGGCGCGGCGCUUGACCUCCGCAAACACGUUGGAGGAGGCCUUGGAGAUGGCGGCUGCAGGGAAUGCCUCCAAUCUGGACACACUGGUGAGUGACAUCGAUGGCACCGAAGGCUCUUUAAUGCCGAGCUUACAUGGGGACAUUACCGCUUGCAACUUUGGAAAGUUGAGUAAAGCAAACAGCAGCCAGAACUGCAGUGAGAAGGAUGUGGCGCGCUCCUUGUUGCAGAUGGUUACAGAGCAGUCCGUGCUUUUAGCAUUCUCACAUGCUCGUAUGGCAGGCUGCAUGAACAGGGUCUUCUUUGUGGGGAGCUUCUUGGAUCAGAAGAAUGCCAUCACGCGACAGGCCAUCGGGUUGACUGCCCAGAACCUUGGAGGAGGCAGUGCUUAUUUCAUGCGGCAUUCGGAAUUCCUUGGUGCCCUCGGAAGUCUUGGAGGUCACGUCGCCGAAGGCGGUGGUCUUCUAGGCCAAGCGCACGACUUACUUGCACAUCAAGGUGCAUCCUGGACGGUGACCAACAUGAUUCCUAGCAGAGUGACCGGAAUGUUCAACAGUCAUUCCGCCGAAGACAUGCUUAUCAAGCAGCGAGCAUUGACGACACACGAGUUGCACAUGCAGAUGUCUUUCAAGCAGGCCAAGGCGGAGGACAGCAGGUGCCAUAUCAAGUUCUGCCGGAUCCUCUUCAAUAUCGUUGAGAACCCAUUGUUUGAUAUGUUCUUUGCCCUUGUGGUGAUGUUGAACGCCGUUUUUUUGGGCAUUGACAUGCAGAUGAGGAUCUCAGAUCCGACGUCGCAGUCGGUGCCACUGGACUUUGCCCAAUUCAUUUUUGGAAUGCUCUUCACCAUGGAAUUGGGCGUCCGCUUCGCUGUCGUAGGCGCUCGUCAGUUAUUGUGUUCCAAAGACUGGCCGUGGACCUUGCUAGAUAUCACUGUGGUGACCGGCAUCAUAUGGGAAACUGCCCUGGAUGCGGCCACUGCAACUAAGGGCAUGUCCGAGACCGCGCCGACGAGCUCCAGUUUGACGGUCUUCCGCAUCUUGAGAGUGACGCGUAUUGUCAAGGUGCUCCAGCUCACGAGAAUCUUCCGCUUUGUAGCUGCCUUGAGGACCUUGGUGCAGUCCAUUCUUCAUACCCUCAAAGCGCUUUAUUGGGCGUUGCUGCUUCUGUCGCUGAUUGUCUACGUCUUUGCACUGCUCUUCUGUGAGACUGCCUCUCGGCCCCAGCCGCCGAUGUGUAGCACGAGCUUGCCUUAUGCAGCUUAUGACUAG
Durusdinium trenchii is the source of this 5352-nucleotide messenger RNA. The record is from the annotation of a GenBank genome assembly. Lineage: Eukaryota; Dinophyceae; Suessiales; Symbiodiniaceae.